AUGGGGACUGUGAAUAGCUGUCACAAUGAAGCUAGAAUACAGUUUGAGGCUUUUCAAGAUCAAAGGCAUAGUGUGGGGAAUAUUUUACGAGUACAUAGUCGCGAUAUGGAAAUUGAUUAUCGCACUCGUUUAACAGCAAUGUUGGAUGUGACACGCUUUCUAUUGAAGCAAGGGUUACCUUUUCGAGGACACGAUGAGUCAACUAGUUCUUCAAAUAGAGAGAUCACACUUUCUAUAAUUAAUGAUAUUGGAGAUAAAUUUUUUUCUUUGAUGGUUGAUGAGGCUCGGGAUAGUUCAGUGAAGGAGCAUAUGGGAGUUGUUUUGAGGUAUGUGAAUAAAGAAGGAUGUGUGAUUGAACGAUUUCUUGCGGUUGUGCAUGUGCCUGACACUAGUUCUCAUUCUUUGAAAAUGGCUAUUGAUGCUUUAUUUGUGCAACAUGGUUUAUCAUUAUCUAGAUUGAGAGGCCAAGGAUAUGAUGGAGCUUCAAAUAUGCGUGGCGAGUUUAAUGGAUUGAAAUCCCUGAUACUACAAGAAAAUCCAUUUGCAAUGUAUGUUCAUUGUUUCUCUCAUCAACUCCAAUUAGUUCUUGUUGCUGUUGCCCAUGACAAUUUUACUGUGAGUGAAUUUUUUGGGUAUAUAACCAUGAUUGUGAAUAUAUCUGGAGCAUCUUGUAAGAGGAGAGAUCAACUUAGAAAGAUUCAACAUGAUAAGAUAAUUGCUGAAUUGGAAAGUGGAGAAAUUACUAGUGGAAAAGGAAAAAAUCAAGAAACUAAUUUAGCAAGACCUGGAGAUACUCGUUGGGGAUCACACUACUUAACAUUACUUCGUUUAUGCUCUAUGUGGUCUUCAGUGAUAGAAGUGUUAGGAAAUGUACAUGAUGAUGCCUCUUAUUCUGCGAACAAAGGUGUUGCUGCAGGUUUAAUUGAGAAGAUGGAGAGUUAUCAAUUUGUUUUUGUGUUACAUUUGAUGAAGUAUAUAUUGGGAAUUACAAAUGAGUUAUCACUUUCCCUACAACAAGGGGAUCAAAAUAUUGUUCAAGCCAUGUCCUUGGACAACAUGCUAACUUGUGGUCAUGGCAGGCGUAGAGGGCAACUCAUCACCAAUUUUCAUCAUUAUCGUGUGGAGAUUUUUUGUCAGAAAUUGGUUGAGACUGAAAAACAUUUGGUGUUCCCAUUGGUUUAUCGUAUGAUAGAGUUGGCAUUAGUUUUACCAGCUGCAACUGCUUCGGUUGAACGAGUUUUUUCUGCAAUGAAGACUGUGAAGACUGAUUUACGCAAUAAAAUGGGAGAUGAAUGGAUGAAUGACAGUCUAGUUGUAUAUAUUGAAAAGGAUAUUUUUUCUACAAUUGAAAAUGAGCAAAUAUUACAACAUUUUCAACGAAUGCAGUCUCGUAGAAUCCAAUUAUCUCCUUUUGUACCGACUCGUCAGCCGUCGCAGACUUCUGUGCCAACCCAGAAAUGA
Messenger RNA from Zingiber officinale, 1461 nucleotides. Its product is annotated as zinc finger MYM-type protein 1-like. NCBI's taxonomy places the organism in Eukaryota, Viridiplantae, Streptophyta, Magnoliopsida, Zingiberales, Zingiberaceae. The record is from RefSeq and is a predicted model, not a curated record. Bases 1 to 1461 code for a protein of 486 amino acids. The transcript has 4 exons. Gene Ontology annotation, molecular function: protein dimerization activity.